Molecule: messenger RNA, 2225 nt
Organism: Brassica napus (rape)
Lineage: Eukaryota; Viridiplantae; Streptophyta; Magnoliopsida; Brassicales; Brassicaceae
Product: cytosolic sulfotransferase 11-like
Exons: 1
Coding region: 805-1860 (351 amino acids)
Biological process (GO): sulfation
Cellular component (GO): cytoplasm
Molecular function (GO): sulfotransferase activity
Source: RefSeq, a predicted model, not a curated record
GCGAAGUGCUAUAUGUUAUUCUUCCACUCUACACUUUAUGAAGUAUAGCCUCGUGAAAUAUCAAAGGAAGGAAACCAACCAUGCAUGUUUCAGUAGGAGAAGCUUCUUUCGAUGUGCUAUUUCAUCGAGUUCAGCUUGCUUACAUACUACUCGUGACAGCACAUCGAAGGAGAACAACCAUGCUGGUUUCGGUUGGAGAAGCUUAUUUCGAUUUUUUGUUUCAUCAAGUUCAUCUCGCUUAUAUACAGCUCGUGAAAGCUCGAAGGAAGGAGAAUAACCAUACCGGUUACAAAAAGCUCAACAAAUAUUCUUCAACUUAGUCAACCAAUUCUUCUCACGUUUUUAAUCAAUGAAAAUAUUAAAGUUGGAGUUUUAAUCGCAAGAUAACAGUCAUAUACCAAAACUAUUUUUAUGUAGGGACACAUGAGAUGCAAACUUGGAAACAUAUUUUGCUAAUUAGGCAAUUUUAAGCAUAAUAAAAUUGAAAUGAUUAUGAGCAUGACAUGUGUCAAUAUAAGUGUGAACACAUUUAUUGACAAUGUUUCUCUUUUAAUAUAUAAGGGAUCUCACUACCCAAAUGAUUCCUCCUCUCACCAACUCUCCAUGUCUCUGAUUAAUUAAUAGUGGAUGUUAGGUGUGUUCGUUUUAUGUGUCCAUUUGUCUAUCCGCAAAUAAUGUUUACUGGUCUCACCAACUCUCUGUGACUCCAAGUCUCCAGCAAAUUAAUAAAACAUGUGAAAUGUACUUUCAAAUUAUUUUUAGUAUCAUGUUACCGUUUUAUAUGAUCGUUCCUCUUAUCACCCCAUGAUUAUACAAAGUCAAAUUCUUCUUUACUUUCCUACCGUUUCUCCUAUUAUGGAAGCUUCACAAAAUCUUCUUCAAACACCUGCAAAUUUCAUGAAGGUCGAUAGUUUGAGCCAAGAAUGUGAAAAUCUGAUCUCUUCUUUACCUUCAGAGAAAGAUUUCAUGGGAAAAAACCUCUAUAGCUAUCAAGGAUCUUGGUACUAUCCCAGCACACUCCAAGCAAUCCUAAACUUCCAAAAACAUUUCCGAGCACGAGACAGCGAUAUCAUCCUAGCUUCUUUCCCCAAAUCAGGAACCACCUGGCUCAAGGCUCUUGUAUUUGCCGUCGUCCAUAGAAACAAGUACGCUCCUAAUCUUGUAUCCCAUCCCCUCCUCUCCGACAAUCCCCACAACCUCGUUCGGUUUAUUGAACUUGAUUUAUAUGUUAAGAACCAACGUCCUGACCUAGAAGAGCUUCCUUCCCCUAGGCUUUUUGCAACCCACAUGCCGUUUCAAACGCUUCAUGAUUCUCUAAGAGAUUCUCCAUGCAAAGUCGUUUACAUGUGCAGGAACAUAAAAGAUGUGUUGGUCUCUCGUUGGCAUUUCAGGAGCAAUGUUGUUAGAAAAGAGUUAUACAGUAACUAUUCACUUGAAGAUAUGGUUGACGAUUUUAUCAAAGGGGUUUACUCGUUGGGACCGUUUGAUGAUCAAGUCUUACGUUAUUGGAAAGAGAGCUUGGUGAACUCGAAUCCGGUACUCUUCAUGAGGUAUGAAGAAAUGAUAGAGAAGCCUGAGGUUCAAGUUAUGAGGCUCGCAGAUUUCUUGGGUUGUUCGUUUACUGAAGAAGAAAAGCAAAGUGGAACGGUGGAGAAGAUCUUGGAACUGUGUAGUUUUGGUAACUUGAGUAACUUGGAGACCAACAAGACUGGGACAUCUGUUUGCGGAGUUGCUCCCCAUGCGUUUUUUCGUAGAGGAGGAGUUGGUGACUGGAAGAAUCAUCUCACUCAUGAAAUGGCAAGAAAACUCGAUGAGAUGGUUGAGAAGAAAUUAGGAGGUUCAGGGUUGAAGUUUGAAUGAUCCAAGUUCGCUUGAUGUUUGAUAUUCAAUAAAAGAAAUAUUUUAUUAUAAAAAGAUUGUAUGAAAGCUAAGGUAGCUUAUUAACAGUUUGUGGUUAUCUUUUGGUGUGUUGUUUUUUCUUAAAGAUAAUGGAGAAGAUGUGCAUUUUGUUGUGUUGUCUCUUAGUCGAAUCUUGUACGCCAAAGUGGUCAAGAGGAUUGGGACUUUGGAGAAUUUCUUUGAACUAGGAGUCAUUAGCCUCGAGCUCAUAUGACUUUUUCUUGGCAAACUAUGUUUAAGCUCUUUAAGAUAUUCUGGCCCAUUAUGGUGGCCCAAUAGGCUAACGGUCACUCUAAACGAUGUCGUCUUCCAUUCCAUGCAUAGGU